This is a messenger RNA of Linum tenue, 1345 nucleotides long. The record is from the annotation of a GenBank genome assembly. Lineage: Eukaryota; Viridiplantae; Streptophyta; Magnoliopsida; Malpighiales; Linaceae.
ACCUAAAUUUCAUCUUCUUCCCAGCCACAUUCUAUAUGGGUCAUACUAUGAGCUGGCUCGUUAAACUAACGACCCACAAAAUACCAAGAAACUUGUCCCAGGGUCGAACUCUGUCCUCCUCUUUGUAACCCAACUCCAACUUUGUCCUCCUCUCUUCACUUAAUAUCUUCUCCACCACCUGGCACUCCGUCUGAAACACACCAGGGAGGAAAUGGAAGUGAUCUGCUAGCUCCAGCCCAUAUCCCACUGCCAAGGCCUCCGCAAUAUCUAAUUGCCACUGCCGACGAGUUCUUUUGACUAUGGCCAAGCAGAAUCAACCUUCUCCAUCUCUGAUAACCACCCCGAAGCCAGUCCCGCGACCCGUCAACCAUGUCGCGUCACGUUGAUGGUGUAUACAACGCUCUAAGAUGUUUUCCACCCCUUCUUGUCUUCUCUCUAGAUGAACCAGAGCGAGACCAAGAAGCGUCCGAUUUUCUCAUCGCUCUCCUCUUCCUGCAAUUCACAGAUCCAUUCAUCCGAGAUAUGGAGAAUCGUUCUCUUCUCCGUCGGCUGCGUCCCUACCAGGGCCCUGCUUCCUGACGCGCGCGUGGAAAUGUGCUAUGAGGAGAUGAACUCAAAGGUUUGGAUGUAUAAUUCGGGGUUGGAGGCUCUGGGGAAGGGCGUUCUCGAUCUCCUUCCUCAAGAUGGAGAUGCUUCGACUACGACGACAACGGCGGGUCGCGUCUCUGCGUUAACUUCCGCCGACGAGCUCAUGCCGCCUGUUUCCUGUGGUCGCUGUCGGGUACCACCUCUACCAACACCCUCCUAUUGUCGUCAACAAUCAGCAUCACCCUCCCUCAUGCCUGAAUUCGAGAAUCCAGUGAUUUUGGAAGCGAAAUUGAAGAACUAGGGAUCUUAAAUUUGGGGGGUUUUCCAAAUCUGAAUCUCGGGUACAAUUGCUUAUGCACCAGGAGCAAGCUUAUGCUCCUACCUGACCUUGACAUAAUCCAUUAGAAAUAAAUAAGCUCGUCGCACUCCUUCGCCCGAGCGAGCCCCGAGUUCAGCACUUCGUCGUAGAUUCUUGGCAGCUUUUCGGCCAGAUAUUGCUUUGCAACUCAACGAAUCUGAGUUGGAAAAGUGGAGAAACCCCACCAGCCUCUAAAUCUCCUCUGAAACUCCACCACCAACAGCAGAAGUCGGCCAAUGUGUUGAGGUUACGGAUUGAAUUAGGAAUGUAGGAGAUUGCUGAUGGAAUUUGGGAUCUUCUUUCUGUUUUAAGCAGUGGAGAGUUUGUGAGGAAGACAUAUUUGGUUUUAUUUUAUUUUUGUUUAAAAAUUUAUUUUAAAUAAAAAUAAAUUUGCAUCCA